Molecule: messenger RNA, 3485 nt
Organism: Cutaneotrichosporon oleaginosum
Lineage: Eukaryota; Fungi; Basidiomycota; Tremellomycetes; Trichosporonales; Trichosporonaceae
Source: RefSeq, a predicted model, not a curated record
CAGCGAGCGGCCCAGUCAUGCCAGCCAUGCCAACCAUGCCAGCCAAGAGCGCAGCCCCGAAAUGCUUGGCUUUCGUCCCGUGCAUCCAUCCCGUCCAUCCACACGUCUUUCUCCCAACUUGGUCCAUCUCCGGCCGCCGUUCCUCCCUCCAGGCCUCCAGCCACCUCGUAUCCCAUUCUCCCAUGCUCCCACCCUCCCAUCCUCCAACCACCUCUUCCUCUUUCCUCAUUACCCAUCAUCCAUCCUCCAUCCUCCAUCAUCCAUCAUCCAUCUACCCAUCAUCCGUUCUCCCAUCACCCAGUAACCUAUUGCACUGCUAUUCCUCUCUCCAUCAUCCAUCCCCCUCCUAUCCGUCCCCAAGCCCGUCGCCGCGCCGAGCCACAAACAUGGACACUACUGGCUUCCGCGGUGCACACCGCGCAGAGCAUCUCAAUCGCCAGGCGGCAGCAGAAGCGCGCGCUUCAUACUAUGCCCAUCCGGCCCUCCAUUUCCAUACCUACAUGGGCGAGGGAGAGCAAUAUGCUGACCCCGACCACCACGACAUCCGUAAUGUCCACCCAAUGAACGCCCCCUUCCAUCAGGUCAAGAAAGCUGCCGAUGAGGCCAAAGCCAUCGCAGCCGGAGCACCGACCACCAACGAGAUUGCCGAGAAAACCGGCCUCAAUGAGGGAAAGAAGGCCGAGGAAGGCGGCAAAGAGUACGCCGCCCCUCCGACCGCCCACGACCGUGGCGCCAGAGAACUUGGCGGCGAGGCUGGUGGCACACAUACUUCCCCUGGGCCUCGCGCCGAUGUUGUCCAGACCGCCAUCAUGGCUACCAUGGGUAAGGCCCAAGGCGUUCAGGUAGACGGCGCCGUUCAGCUCCCCAACGACCACUUGAAAGGACAGCAGCCUCACUGGAGUGUGGAGCAGGUGAUGGAGCCGCACCUCCAGCUGAUGUGUGGACCAAUGUUGUCAUAUUACACGAUCAAGGACGGCGUCUGGCAUGGCGCAGCAAUGGUCGUCACUGCCGAUGAAGGUUCUAUUCUGGAUCCCGCCCCUGUUCUCUCGCUGUCCUUCUUCCCGUACAUUCCUCCUGCGUCCGGUCAGGCUCCUGAGGAGCAAGAGAUCCUUCCUCGCCAGCGGAUUCCCGCUCAACGGAUCUUCAACUAUGUCGACGAUGACGGACCGUGCUCGUUCUGGCGCUUUAUGAUCCAGGUGCCGCUGCAGCGUUACGAGACGUCAGUUCGCUACCGCCUGAACGGUGGUGCUGAAAUUCGUUUCUGUGUUCCGGCUUUGGGCCAGAACCUGCGUUGGAGCAGCCACUCGUGCAACGGCUUCUCAUCCGGCGUCAAUCCCGACGACUUCAAGGGCAAGAACUUCUCAUCUGGUUACGACCCGAUGUGGGAGGACAUGCUGGGGUACCACUAUCAGCAAGCAUACCACUGCAUGGUGGGCGGCGGCGAUCAGAUCUACUGUGACGCCAUCACUCGCGAGCCGGAGCUGCAGGGAUGGAUCAACGCGCCAGACAAGGAGAGCAAGCAGAGCUACAAGCUCACUGAUCAGAUGAAGCAUGCGAUUGACCGGUUCUACUUCAACCACUACUGCAAGAUCUUCCGCUCAAACGCGUUCGGUAGGGCCAACGCAACCAUCCCCAUGGUCAACAUGCUGGACGACCACGACCUGAUCGACGGCUUCGGAACGUAUGCGGAUGACACGAUGAAGUCGCCCGUGUUCAACCACAUCGGCUCACGUGGCUACUUCUGGUUUACCAUCUUCCAACUGUUCAUCAAUGACGAGGUAGAUGGCAUCAACCACAAGACGUGGGGAACCCACCCCGCCCCUUCUGUGGUGAUCGGCGGGCCUGGCACGUAUGUCCCGUACCCGUCGCACCACCUUGGCGUCUACCUCGGUCCCAAGGUCUUCCUCCUCGCCGUUGAUUGUCGUGCUGAGCGCACCCUGCACCAGAUUGUCUCCCCGCCGACCUGGAAUCAGCUUCUUAAUCAAUUAGUGGGCAGUCUGCCACGCGAGUUUGAGCACCUGGUGGUGCUUCUUGGUGUGCCCAUCGCGUACCCACGCAUGUCGUUCCUCGAGCACUUCCUUGGAUUUAAGUACAACCCGCUCAAUGCGCUCGCGAGACGCAACGCUCUGGGGAUGGGCGGCCUCGUUAACAAAUUCGACAAGGCGAGCGAGCUGCUUGAUGACCUUAACGACCAUUGGUGUGCGAACGUGCACAAGAAGGAGCGCAACUGGCUCGUGUUGGAAUUGCAGCGCAUCGCGCAGCAACAAAAUCUGCGCGUCACUUUCCUGUCUGGUGACGUGCACCUGGCUGCUGUCGGCUGCCUCUUCACCAAGAAGCGGUUACGCAAGAUCCAGCCUCGUCACGACCAUCGCUACAUGUUGAACGUCAUUACAUCGGCAAUCGUCAACACGCCGCCCCCCGCUGGCGCUGCCAAGAUGGUGUCCAUUCUUUCUGGGCACAAACAUCGCACGCUCCACAAGGACCACACGGACGAGAAGAUGCUCAAGCUCUUUGAGAAGGACACGGAUGGUUCGCCUCUCAAGCGCCCUUACGUGCUCGCGCGCCGCAACUACGCGUCGAUCAUUUAUGACGAAAACAGCGGCGAGCUGAGCUUCGAGAUUCGCGUUGAGAAGGCCCCCGGUGUGGGCGAGAGUGUGCCGUACAGGGUUGCCGCCCCGGCCCCGCGUUACGGUGCCAAGAGCGCAGAGCCGAGUGUGGUGGGCAGUCAGGGCGCCCCAAGCGUCACAGCGAACAGCUUUGUCAUGCCCCCAAGUCAGCCAGUUUCGCCGGCCACCGCUACCGGCGGCGGCUUCGGUGGACCUCCAUCCCUCAGCUCCGUGCCAGGCUCCAUGAGACUUGGGCAGCCGGCUCACGUACAGCCGGGUCAAGCGCCGAUGAUGUCCCAGCAGCAAGGACCCAUGGGCGCAACGCCGACGCAUAACCAGUACGGCGCCGCUUCCGCUCCAGGGCAGUACAACUCUGUCCCGGGGCAAGGCUCUUACGGCGCGGCCCCCCAACAAGGGCAGUACGGCUCUGGGCAAAUGCAAGGGCAGAUGGGCAGCGUUGCCCAGCAGGGCCAGCCGGCCAUGCCCACGCUGCAGGGCCAGACGUUCGGCGCAUCGCAGAGCAACAUGACGGCCGCACCGUUGCAGCCAAGCCAGAUGCACGAGCCCAAGAUGUACGCAGAGCCAAUGAACGGUGGCCCACACGUCGGACAGUCGGAUGGUGUUCAAGGCGGCUGGAACACUGCCCCCAUGCAUGCUGGUCACAUGACGAACGCCCCCAGUCGCCCGCAAUAAGGCAAGCAGCUCGCCACGCCACUGGAUACCCACAACUCAAACCUACCCCCUUUCUAAUCACGUACACGGCUGGGUUGCGCUUCCCGGCCACGCGGCAGGCAGUCUUCAGUACUGCAGGCGGACAAUAUUAGACAAUUACCUGUUAGCCGCGCUGUAGCACCCUAUGCAAUUCAUGCUCUACCUCCG